This is a messenger RNA of Rhodotorula toruloides NP11, 1986 nucleotides long. Its product is annotated as GTP-binding protein 1. The record is from RefSeq and is a predicted model, not a curated record. NCBI's taxonomy places the organism in Eukaryota, Fungi, Basidiomycota, Microbotryomycetes, Sporidiobolales, Sporidiobolaceae. The coding region runs from base 1 to 1986 and encodes 661 amino acids. Gene Ontology annotation, molecular function: GTP binding; GTPase activity; translation elongation factor activity. Gene Ontology annotation, biological process: translational elongation. The transcript has 12 exons.
AUGGCUGCCAGGUUCGACAAGCGCGCAAUGGGCGAGCCCAUACACAGCACAUCUGCCGACGAGCGCCCGUCCCUCCGCUCGUUCCAGGAGGAGCUCCAGCAGAAGGCGAAGGCGGGGAGGGAACUCGCACACCCUCGCAGGGCGCAGGAUGCGGCGGGACUCGCAGAGGUCGCCGACAAGGUGCACGAGCUCAGCAUUGACGAAGGCGACGCUCCCGACGGCGGCGAUGGCAGGACGCUGAGGGACCGGUUAGCGAGCCCGAACGAGGACGACGUCGCCGCGAUAGCCACCCUCCUCGACCGCACCCUCUCGCGACGACAUGGAGAGCUUGUUCUCCAGAUCGGCUCGCACUCCCUCGACGAGACGACGCUCGCCGCCCUUCUCGAAUUCCCUGACUCGAAGACUCUCCCUCCCGCCGACACUGCCGUCCUCACUCCCGCUCAGAUCGACGCUAUCCUCUCGACGUUACACUCGGCCGUCUCCACCAUAAGCAGCGACGUCUCGAUCCUGCACAACCCGUACGACGAGUCGGGCAAGGCUCGAGUUGACGAGUCUGCCCAGUUGACGCCCACUCCGAGCGCGGUCAACGAUGACGAGACGGCGAAGCGAUGGAAGGGCAAGGCUCUGAGGUUGCUGGUGCGGAAGAAGCCGGAGGGAGCCGAGGAGUUGCUCGAGUCGCGAGUGAGCGUCGUCGGCAACGUCGAUGCGGGCAAGAGUUCUCUCCUUGGGGUCCUCACGCGCGGACGACUCGACGACGGGCGAGGACGAGCACGCGUCUCGCUCUUCCGCCACAAGCACGAGAUCGAGACUGGACGGACUUCGUCGGCGGGAAACGAGAUUCUUGGGUUCCAGCCGGAUGGGAAGGCGAUCGUGCCCGAGGAACAUGCGAAGCAGCAGGCGACGUGGGAGAGUAUUGCGCAGAAGGCGAGCAAGGUCGUCUCUUUUACCGACUUGGCCGGACAUGAGAAGUACUUGAAGGCGCCGCGUUCGCAGACGACGUUGGCCGGCUUGACCGGCACUGCACCUGAUUUUGUACUCCUCAUCAUUGGUGCAAACGCAGGCUUAAUCGGCAUGUCGAAGGAACACCUCUCCGUCGCCCUCGCACUAUCGCUCCCCAUCGUCUGCGUCAUCACCAAGGUCGACUCGACCCCAGCGCCAGUUUACGAACAGACGAUCAAGCAGCUCGUCAAGAUCCUCAAGAGUCCUGGGUGUAGGAAGAAGCCUGUCUUCGUCAACGAUGUCGGCAUGGCCUGCGAGCUCGCGUCUGGCUUUGCGGCGGAGAAGGCCUGCCCGAUUUUCCGCUGCAGCAACGUCACAGGCGAAGGCCUCGACCUGCUGAAGACUUUCCUCAAUGUUGUCCGCCCGACGCACACGGAUGAGCUGUACCCCGUCAAUGCCGAUUUCGAGUUCGCGACUUCGGACGUCUACUCUGUACCUUUCGUCGGAACGGUCGUCUCCGGCGUCAUCCUGGCUGGCUCCGUCCGCCCAGGCGACACGCCCCUCCUCGGUCCCGACUCAGUCAACUCCUUCAUCCCCGCCUCAAUCAAGAGUAUCCAGCGCAAGCGCGUCAAUGUCGACUACGCCGAGGCCGGUCAAGCCGUCACGCUUGCCUUGAAGCGCAUCAAGCGCGCGCAGGUUCGGAAGGGGAUGGUGCUUGUUGCGAGGGGGGAGACGCCGCCUGUUGCGACGAGGAGGUUCGAGGGGCAGUGCUUGAUCUUGUACCAUAAUACCAUGAUCACGUCGCGGUACCAGGCGAUGAUGCACAUUGGUGCCGCACGCCAGACCGUCCAGAUUGAGAAGAUUGUCGAGAAGCAGGCUGUCCGCACUGGAGAUCGCGCGACUCUGCGAUUCCGCUUCAUGGCUCGCGCCGAGUACAUCCACGUUGGCGACCGUUUCCUCUUCCGCGAGGGUCGAACGAAGGCACUCGGCGUCGUCACGCGUCUCUUGCCAGACAAUGGCAAGGAUGCAGAUGGUCCUGACGCUUGA